AUGUAUCAAAAUGUGUGUGUCGAUGUACGAAUACGAGGGAAAGAAGCAUUGGUUUGGUAUUGUUCCUGGGAAAACACAUAAAAACGAUGGCGCGGCGACAUGGAGUGAGAAAAAAGGAAAUUAAAAAGAAAUCGCGAGAUAUUACGUUAGGAAUAAAUAUAAACUGCAACUUCCAGAAUUCGUAAUAACACAAUUUCUGAACGAAUAGGGAAAGCGGAUGAAAAUUUUGUUUAUUGAAAACUGCUCUCGCGAAUGCGAUUUAGAAUAAAAGUGCAACAAAUAACUAGCGAUUCUUUAGCCUCCGGUAUUUGUACAGCAGCUUCCCUCACGUAAAUUGACAAGAGAUUUAUCAUUGGGGCGUUAUUUUUAACACCUCUUUGAUUCUUUUUUUUUCUUCUAACUUUUCGGAAAUUGGUGACGCGAAACGGACGUGCUCCUAACUAGAGAGCCCAAAAAGUUAAAAAACUUUUUAACUUUAAAAAAAUUUUUUUAGUGUCUCCAUUAUCUCUACCUUUUGCGUCAUCAGUUUUAAAAUAAAAAUUAUUUUCUGCAAAAAAAAUAAAUAAAACGUGAACCCCAUUUCUAUGCCGAAAAAAUUCACACGUAAAAAAACCACGUGGCAACAUUUCAUUUCUUGUUUUUUUAGAUCUGGUGUCAACCAUCGUUCUUGCUUCCCUCACGACUCCGUCUUGCUCCUGGAUUCAAGAUGAGUUUUUGACUUCCAUUAAACUUCUAACUUUCAAAAUUAGUUUCUGAUUCGUAAGCGCUAGUAGAUUAGGCCCGCGGGACUCCCGGAGUGCCGAUCCUCUUUGCUUGCAAAUUGGAUACGCAAAGUCACGCCAAAGCCCAUUCCUGUGGCCGAGGCAUAAACUGUUGGCAGCGCGAUGCUGACAAAGCGAUGAUGGGACCCCCGCGGAAAAUGCCGUCACGGCCUUCGGCGUCUAGGUUUCUUAGUUUUGACAAGGCCGAGCGGAGCUCUAGCCCACCGCCUAGUUAGUUCUUCUGACUGCAAAAAACUUCCCUAACUUACUUAAGACUUUACAUAGCUAAUCAGUCAAAAUAUUGCGAUUCUAAUAAUGCAAUCGGCUUGCUUUUUUCAAUUUUGAUUUCAUUGCAGGAAACUUUCAACGAACGAGAUCAGUCCAUGGAAGAUCGGCAACAACUUCAAAUCAAGCAGUUUGAUAUCUAAACAAUUAUUUUUUGAUUGCUUUUCCUUCAGAAACUUUUGGAGAACACGAUUGAAAAGUGGAUAUCGACUACUACUGAAACAAAUUAUGUGAGGUUUUAAAAUUUUUAGUUUCAAAAAAACUUUGAUGUGCAAAAAGGAAGGCUUGACUUAACACUUGAUUAAAACCAGAAAAACCUUGAUCCGAUAUCAUAGGCAAAGUCGGAAAGAGUGAGAAAGGCCUUUUUUUGCUCUCGUUUUGCGCCAUUUCACCGGCUCUUAUGCACCAUUUUUCAUAGUUCAUUAAGAAUAACUGCCGAGAUAAACACGAGGUCGGUGGCGGUACAUUGACGAAAUCGCAAACAUGUCGCUUUUUUCUAGGCGCGAUCUCGCUUUUUUCUUGCAUCUCGGAAAUUUUGGAAUUGCGAGAGAAAUGCGAGUUCGCGCCCAGAAAAAUGCGAGACCGGCGCGAGAAAAAAAAGCGAGAUGUUUGCGAGCUCGUCAAUGUACCGCCAGCGUCUCGCGUUUAUCUCGGCAGUUAUUUUUGAUGGUUAGUAAAAAUUUCAUCGCGAAGUAAUCGAUUUUGAUCCAAGGUCGCAGAUCUGGCUGCGGAAAAACUAAUUUAACUUUACGAGCAGCUCUUUUUGAUUCAACUUUUGUACUUAUAUUAUCCUUUUUAGCAUUCGUAAGUAUUUUAUCUUUGAAAAUUCAGGUAACUGUGAUGACAAUGAAUGCGCCUACCCUAAGCUAA
Caenorhabditis auriculariae is the source of this 1916-nucleotide messenger RNA. The record is from the annotation of a GenBank genome assembly. NCBI's taxonomy places the organism in Eukaryota, Metazoa, Nematoda, Chromadorea, Rhabditida, Rhabditidae.